AUGUCAUUCGCGUUACUUCUGUUACCUACUCCAGCAUUCGCGUUCUGCAGGGGCGAAACUCCCACCGGCGGCGCAUUCGCGUACCGUUUCCCCUCGCGCGCCCCGUCGGCAAACACACCACACCCUCCGCCAGCUCUUCCCGUGCGCCCGGUCGACGGGAGGGGAAGGGUUGGCCGCCGAGGCGUGUCCUUCUUCGCGCACCCUCGCCAGCUCCCCCUCCCAUCGCCACCCAGUGGAGUUUCCGCUCCCCGUCGCCUCUCCUCCCGUCGCCUCUCCUCCCCGUCGACACUCCCCCCCGUUCCCCACUUGAUGUCUUCCUUUCUAUCAUUCCUCCUCCAUCCCUUUCCCCCCUCCUCCCUUCCUCCCCGCCUUCCCUUCUUUCCUUCCUCCAAUUCUCCCUUACCUCCCUCGCUUGCUUCCUUACACCCCGCCUCCCGUCCUCCCUUCCCCCUUUCCUCCCUUGCCCCCAUUCUUCCUUUCUUCCGUUCCUCCCUUCCCCCCUUCCUCCCUUCCUCCCUUCCUCCCUUCCUCCCUUCCCCGCUUCCUCCCUUUCCCCUUUCCGUCACCUCAGGCUCCCUUUCCCCUCCCUUUCCCCUCCCUUUUAUUUACGUUGCCCAUUCGCAGAUCACUUACAUCCCCUAUCAUUCCGUGCAACAUCUUUCCUCCACGUCGCCGCACACCCUUCUCCCCACGGUCGCACGCUCUCCUUCCACGCAUAGACACUCCACAUGCUGCUUUCUCAUCCCUCCUUUUGCGAAACACUAUCACUUCUGCAGUACAAUUAGGCAAGGCGGCAUUGAAGAUAGUAUGGGAGAGACGACGAGAACGAGCGAGUCGGAGUUCCUCUACUCCCCCCUUCCCCGUGCUGACGCCCGACCCCAAGGCGGCGCUGAAGUUAGUAUCGAAGACGACGAUGAGAGCGAGCGAGUCGGAGUUCCUCUACUCGCUCUCCAACUACUGCAGCCUGCAGCCUUCUGCCUGCGGCGCUGA
Messenger RNA from Closterium sp. Naga37s-1, 990 nucleotides. The record is from the annotation of a GenBank genome assembly. NCBI's taxonomy places the organism in Eukaryota, Viridiplantae, Streptophyta, Zygnematophyceae, Desmidiales, Closteriaceae.